GUGCACCAAAGCCCCGGCCAGAUCGUACAGUAGCCGAGUACCUAUUCCAUUCCGUCCAGUCUUCUCACUGGCUGCCCGUCCCAUUACUCUCCCACCUGAACGACAACCCAGCAAGACUCGGCGCUGAGUGGAAGAGAAAGAACUGGGUCGGCUUGAUCUAUCAUUACGUAGAUUUUAGUUUUUUUUUUUCCUCUGGCAACCAUUCUGUCGGCUCUUUGUUUCUACCAUUCGUUUCAUCUCUGUGGUUUGUUUCGUUGUUUCUUCCUUUUCCAGAAGCACCGUCUUCGCCCAUCGUCGCCCAGUCCUUCAGUUGGAACUUAGAUUGCGAUCCGCGAGUCGCAAACCUAGCACAGCACCUCGGCCGCCUUGAAAGACCCAAAGAGUACCUAUUUCCAAAAACAGAUCGAACCGAGCCUCCAUCUUCGGUGCCAGCAUCGCCGGUACCCGACUUGCAAACAAGCCUCCAAGGUCGCAUCUUCUGGUCGGCCCGUGGCUGGAUUGUUCUUGGACCCAUUCCUGAGCCACACAAGGUUGAAAGAGCUUGAAAACUGUUGUUCGCUUCAAGUACGCCUGCCUCCAGAUUGCCUCAAGGGAUCAAUAUCCAUCACCAACUUGCACACAACAUAUAUCAGCUUGACCUUUAGCUUCAAGUGCUGAGCUUCCUUCUUGUCCACGAGCAGCUCGAACCGCCGCGCAUUCCAUCGAGCUGAUAGCAACAGCCAAUAGACGGCGACAGCAUAUCCUGUAUCACCGCUUAGGACGCAGCUGCACAGUGUGGUCUAUCCUCACGAGAUUUUUGGCCGCACCGAGUGUGUUGUCAACGACGGCUCGAGCUCACACAGGCCUAACGACUCCUCUAAUAGCUCCCGUUGGACGUUCCUGGAAGGCCAGCGCGAACCUUGUGUUGAGGGCUCCUCUGGCUUGCGGUGCGGAUUAGCCAUUGCAACCAUCCCCAGCAAUGGCUCUUGAGGCACCCUUGAGAUCAUCGACUGGAAGUUUUCAAUCCAUCUACUCCCCAUACACAGAGAUGUCACUCUCGGCGGGUCCAGAUUCCCCGCUGCCUUCUCAGUAUAUGGCCUCCUCCUCGGCCUCCGAUUCUCAGUCACUACGCCCUACUUCCUAUAUCAGACCCAACUCGGCACAUCUACUCCUAAGUCCAACUAGCGACAUUGUUGGCCCAUCUCCGGUGACAUCAAAUGGUACCGAGACCACGGAGAUCGAAGACGACGAGGCAGAAGAACAUGCUGGGCAAGGGCAAGGGCAGCAUGGUCAUCAGUCGCUUAUGAUGUUGCGGACGAAUCUACCGGACCACAUACGGAAACCCACGGGUGAUGAGGUUGUCUCUGUGAUACAUGCGCCACCAAGCUUCGAGAACUGGAAAUCCAGCGAUAAUUACUCCAGAUCAAGCCUCUCGAAAUCUAUCAGCGCUGCCAGCGCGGAAAGUAGCACUAUUAGUCCUCCGGCCAGCGAAGCCUCGGCGGCACAAUCCCCCCCGACUCGCUCCCUCCCGAUGGUCAACACGAACGUGAAGCCGGUAGCAUUUGGCUUGGAUGCACCGACACCCCAGGCUCAGAAGUUGGAAGAUGUCUUUGCAAACGAGACCUCCAGAUUAAGAUCUAGCACAGCGAGUAGCUUAGAACUCAUACCAGAAAGCCACGAAGGGGAUGAGCGAUACGAAGAUGCCGAUGAUUUCCUCACUGCCGAAACCACACCGAGCGAACAGACGGAGAUCCAGGCCCUUUCAGCAGCUCUAGAAGAGUGCUGGACACUUUGCAAUACUCUUGCGAACCUCAGUUCCAUCCACCGCGAACGUGUAUUCAACAGCUCUGGUACCCCGGACGCUCAUGAAAAAGCGUGGAAGAGCUGUUGGAAACUCUGCAAAAGACUUUAUCAGAGCAGAAAUGAUUAUCCCGAGUCUCACAACAUUGCCCGGACUAACCUAGAUCUUUGCCGCGACUUUUGCCAGUCAUUGUUCGAUGUGCGACAAAAGCAAGACGAGGUGGCUGACUCAAUAUUAAGAGUAAGCUUUGAGUUAAAUAACCAUUUGUAUAGCGCUCAAGACACUCGAAGCCUUCCCGAGGCGUUUAGGGAGCGGACCUUGGACUUUUACAUUACAUUAUGUCACCGACUCAUGAAGCAACGAAACGAUUCCCCCGAAGAGACGGACCUGCUUCUUCGAGCUUGCUGGGCGUUGGCGGAGAUGUUGUUUAGCCUUCGGCAAAACCGUCGUGACGGUAAAGCCCCUGAUGCAGAGCUUUUAGGAUCCGCAGUCCAGGCGUGCUGGGAGUUGUGCGAUAUCUUCCGGGAGGGUUGGACGCAGAUCCGACCUGAUCGAGGAACACCCCGACCGAGCCACAUCAACUUCUUCUCCCCUGGAAGCUAUGGGCUACAAAACCUCUCAUCCAACCACCAGUCCGAUUCCCGAUCUAAUGCCGGCAGCCGCGCCUCAAUCCGCUCGAAACGUGAAAGCCUCCGGAGCCUCAGCGACCUUACAGAUCGACCACGGCAAAAGGCAAUUAUACCCGAAACCCCAGUCACCGAGUUUGAAGACACGCCAGUCUCGCCAGAUGCCAGCCCCCAGAUGCCUAACAUCAUGGUACUCGGACCAUCGAACGACCGCAGCGACUCGCGUGGGGGGCGCUGGUCCAGCAGUGCCUCGAAUCUUUCGGGUUAUAGUCAGAGUAGUCAACACACUUCUAGCACCGCCACUACUGCUACUGCUACCAUUGACGACAUGAACAUCACCCGCAUCAAAGUUCUGAUAGUCAAAGCUGCCAUGAACAUCGGUUUCAGUCGGGAAACUGCGGCAGUGGACGGUAAAGGCGGUUCUGCGGCCUUGCAAACAUUUGUCAAAAGCUUGCCUAUGGGAUCUUUCGGCUCGUUACCGAUGCAUGCCACGUUAUUGCAAAACUACAAGAAUCUGGUGCUGACCGAUUCCGCAUUCCGAUCCUCCGCUAGUCUUCCGCCUCGAGGGAAGCGCAUCAGCGCCAUCGAAAUUGCGAAGAGCGUCAACUGGAUGACGAUGAGAUCUGGACAAUACGGGUUCUUGAAAGAUCUCUUUAGGCUUGUGUUUGGCUUCCAGAUUGAGGAUGCUGACAGCAGAAAGAAUGCGUCUGUUACGGUUUGAAAGCUGCUUUAAGUAGUUACUGGAACUGAAGAACCUGGGCACGAUGCGGUAGAUCCGGGCCGAUACACUUCGACCUUCUCGCAUAUUUGCCUCAAUAUCGAGCACAGUUGGGUGGUCUUAGAGGCCUUUGCAGAUGUUAACCACUUCAAUUACAAGCAGGCGGGAUGCAGACAAUACCCAACCUACGAUUUCAGCAACCAACUCGUCCCUUUGCCGUGUUGGCAUCAAGGAUCACGGCCAUGGUCAAACGUGUCAAGGCACUAGCCCACUUCUCAACAUAAAACCACCUCUGGCUCACAUCAACAGCCCACAUAACGGGCAGAAUAGAUGGAUUUAUCGUCUACUUAGAAGCAAGCUACCUCCUUCGUAGACCUAUCUACAACACAACAAUAUGACCUUUGACAUCAACUAUGUGAGCAUCCAACAUACCUCGAUUGGCCAUUUAGCGAACAAAGACGGUUUUCAUAUCGAGGAUGAACUACCAUUCUGUACUUUUUCUCUUGGAAAGAAAUCCUUAAUUUUGAACAUGUCUGUCACUGUUUACUACCUUGACUCUGGAAAUCCUGGUGUUAGGCGCUUGGUGGUGGUUCCUUUGUGAAACUGUAGCCUUGAUUUAUAACCGGAAUGAUUCGGACGCUAUAUACCCAUACCCCCUUGACUUGUUGGGGGAGCAGGUGGAACAAAGGGCGGGUGCAUGGGGGCGUGAUCUUGGAUCUUGUGGCCUCAAACAAUAUCACCAAAGCUGGCCAAUGAUGUUUCGCUUGUAUCUUGAUUUUGAUGAAACAUUGUUCGCCGCCAUAUGCUCAGUUCCACGUCAAUAAUGUUGGUUUACUCAUUGCCUGUGCGUCCGUAUUGUUGAAAUGUCACGCAUUUGGAGAUUAAAGAAGAAUUGAUGUUCAUGGAUGUUAAA
Neurospora crassa OR74A is the source of this 4037-nucleotide messenger RNA. RefSeq lists its product as hypothetical. The transcript is spliced from 7 exons. The record is from RefSeq and is a predicted model, not a curated record. NCBI's taxonomy places the organism in Eukaryota, Fungi, Ascomycota, Sordariomycetes, Sordariales, Sordariaceae. Bases 959 to 3127 code for a protein of 722 amino acids.